GUGUUGUUAAGGUGGAUUAUGGCGACGUAUCCGUCAGAAAAGCACUGCGAGAGAAUCUGAAGUGUAAACCCUUCUCGUGGUACUUGGAAAACAUCUACCCCGACUCCCAGAUUCCACGGCGCUACUACUCGCUUGGUGAGAUCAGGAACGUUGAAACCAAUCAGUGCUUGGACAACAUGGGCCGCAAGGAAAAUGAAAAAGUGGGCAUUUUCAACUGCCAUGGCAUGGGAGGAAAUCAGGUGUUUUCUUACACUGCUGACAAAGAGAUCCGCACGGACGACUUGUGCCUGGACGUCUCGAGGCUGAAUGGCCCCAUCACCAUGCUGAAGUGUCACCACAUGAGGGGGAACCAGCUCUGGGAGUACGAUGCCGAGAAGCUCACCCUGAGGCACGUCAACAGCAACCAGUGUCUGGAUGAGCCGUCGGAGGAGGACAAGAUGGUUCCCACCAUGAGGGAGUGCGGUGACGGCCGUUCCCAGCAGUGGCUGCUGCGCAACAUGACCCUGGGUGCCUGA
Molecule: messenger RNA, 515 nt
Organism: Eurypyga helias (sunbittern)
Lineage: Eukaryota; Metazoa; Chordata; Aves; Eurypygiformes; Eurypygidae
Product: polypeptide N-acetylgalactosaminyltransferase 13-like
Exons: 4
Cellular component (GO): Golgi apparatus
Source: RefSeq, a predicted model, not a curated record